CCAGGAUCUUGUAAAUAUGUUCGGCUCAUUUAAAGACAAAAGGCAAUUCUAGAAUCUACUGCAUAUCAUGCAGGGUUUAAAGAUGUUUCCAUGGUCAGCAACAUUUAGUCUGGAACCCCAGCGUCUUAAUCAGCGCUCGCCUGCGGAGAUGGUGACCCAUACACUCAUGCAAGAGCUAGGCUCUUUGCUGAAGCACACCGAGCAUUUCUGUCAGGUGAGGGCAGCCGAGAUUCGCAGACGCAACUCCUGUGUGGACUACAGCUGGCUGGCAGCGACCCCGCAGAAGCCGUCAUAUGAGAUCAUGCCUGGAGAGCUUCUAGAGCUUCAGGAACUUUGUUUAAAGAUCCCUCCCUCUCAGUGUGGCCCUAUCAUUCUCAGAGUAAGGAAACUGGUGAGAGAGUUGGAACCAGAGGUGACAGAGGUGCCGCAACUCUUCCGCCUGGUGCUGUGCGACUGUCUGGAUGAGCAGCAUGAAGACUUAACAUUCAGGGAAAGAUCUCUGCGGGCUCGAGCAAUUUUCUGGAGCCAACAUCGUAGUAAGAGCGCAUUCUCUAUUGGCCUGUCCUCACACCAGUUCCUCAAAAAACACUGGAGCAGAGGAUCAGCAGGGAAGAACAUAGAAACGCUGUGUAAGGAGGAUGAAGCCUGGGACAAGGAUGAAGAAAACGGAACGGUGGUCCCACUGCGCCGGAAAGUCAGGAGCAUGCCUGAUUUUAGUUCCACAGAAGAGAGUACACAAACCUGA
Tachysurus vachellii is the source of this 745-nucleotide messenger RNA. Its product is annotated as protein RD3. The record is from RefSeq and is a predicted model, not a curated record. Bases 68 to 745 code for a protein of 225 amino acids. NCBI's taxonomy places the organism in Eukaryota, Metazoa, Chordata, Actinopteri, Siluriformes, Bagridae. The transcript has 3 exons.